UUGCAUGUCGGCGCAGUUAUGGAGUGACACCCACCGCAGCACAGAAAAAAAAAAAAAACAAAACACCCGUAGCUACGAUGUUGCGCCGACCGUUUUUCUAAUAACGUUAUCCGAUUAAGCGACACGGUUUGUUUUGUUUUGUUUUGUUUUGAAAUGAUCGGGCUGCUCCAGUGAGCGUGUAGAGGUCGUUUUAUGAGGGCGACGAGGUGUUAGUCCGUAAACUCCGGCUUUGGGGAGUGUGUAGCCGGAGAUUUUUUGGGGUGGGGGGGAUUACAGCGGGUGGAGCCGUGUUUGGUGGGCGCGCGGCGGAUUUACUGUUUACUAGAUAGUAGAUCUAGUUUCAAUGGGUCUACAUUACACACGACUACAACCGAGACCGGAUGCAUGUGUGUAAAUGAUCAGAGAGAUAGAGAGAGAGACAGUGUGUCCUUCGAGGUGCUGCUACGCCCCGUCCGUUCUCUCUGACUCGGGUGGCAUCCAUCCAUCCAUCCAUCCAUCCAUAGAUCAUUAGAUCCAUAGCUGUGGAAGCGGACGUAUUUAUUUCCGGUCACCUAGCCUGCAUCCUCUGCGGACAUCAUGGGGAAUACGACCUCCUGCUGCGUGUCCUCGAGUCCCAAACUGCGGCGAAACGCCCAUUCUCGCCUGGAGCCUUACCGACCGGAAGCGGAGCUGAGCCGCGAGGACACGGGCUGCAACCUGCAGCACAUCAGCGACCGCGAGAACAUCGACGAGCUGAACAUGGAGUACAACCCGUCAGAUCACCCGCGCGCCAGCACCAUCUUCCUCAGCAAGUCUCAGACAGACGUUGUUCCAUCCAGCAAGAAAGUUCGGGAAAAGAGGAAAAGCAUGUAUGUGAACCACCAACACCCAUCUGGUCCAAUGAGACGCAAGUACAGCUCCUGCUCGACUAUCUUCCUGGAUGACAGCACGGUCAGCCAACCCAAUCUCAAAUACACCAUCAAAUGUGUUGCUCUUGCCAUCUACUACCACAUAAAGAACAGAGAUGUAGAUGGACGAACGGUGUUGGACAUAUUUGAUGAGAAGCUUCAUCCGCUGUCGAAGUCGGAGGUUCCAGCGGAUUACGAUAAACACGAUCCGGAGCAGAAGCAGAUCUACCGGUUCGUCCGGACGCUCUUCAGCGCCGCGCAGCUCAUGGCCGAGUGCGCCAUCGUCACGCUGGUGUAUCUGGAGCGGUUGUUAACCUACGCUGAGAUUGAUAUCUGUCCUGCUAACUGGAAGAGGAUCGUCCUGGGAGCCAUUUUGUUGGCGUCUAAAGUGUGGGAUGAUCAGGCCGUGUGGAACGUGGACUACUGUCAGAUCCUCAAAGACAUCACCGUAGAGGACAUGAACGAGCUGGAGAGACAGUUUCUGGAGCUGCUGCAGUUUAACAUCAACGUGCCGUCGAGUGUUUAUGCGAAGUACUACUUUGAUCUGCGCUCGCUGUCUGAGGCCAACAACCUGAACUUCCCUCUGGAGCCUCUGAGCAGAGACAAGGCCCAGAAACUAGAGGCGAUCUCCAGGCUCUGCGACGACAAGUACAAAGACUUGAGAAAAGCGGCCAAGAAGCGGUCAGUGAGUGCGGACAAUCUCGCGGUGGUGCGGUGGUCCCCCGCCAUCAUCUCCUAACAGUGGUUCGGGGACGCUGAGGAACGAUCCAGCGACAGACGGAGAGACUGUCCUCAAAAUCGUCCUCUUCCUCCAUCUGCUCCAGACAAAAACCUGGUGGAUUUUACCUUCCACACGUGUCUUUGUUGUUCUGAUGGCUGCUGUAAAUACAGGACACCAGGACAGGACUCUAAAACCCUGAUAGAGGGAGGAAGGAGAGAGAGCAGCAAAUGGAUUGGGGUGUGAGGAACGUCUUGUGUGAAGGGGUUGGAAAAGCAUUCCAGCAACUCUGUGUGUCUUAUAUGAUUGCCAUUUCUCAGCUUGUUCUGUUACGAGUUACGCGUUUCGAUUUAUUUUUUUUUUCCUUUGAAGGUUUGUUUCUUCUAGGUCUUCUCUGAAGCACAGGGACACAUCUGACCCGACAGUAAUUCAAUAAUCAGCCCAAAAUAAGCCACUCGGGAAAUCUACAGCUCUUCCAGUCACGUCGUGAAAGUUGGUCUAAAUUACAUUUUUAUGCUUUCGAGUCAAGCAGGUGUCAGGAACCUGUCGAUAGAGUGAAAUAUCACAAUAAGCCUCAGCCUCACGCUGUCAGAAAUAAAGCUGCAUGACUGUACUUUUCCUCGCGGUUCAAAAGGUGUACCCUUGACGGUGCCACCCGAGGGACAAGGAACAGUACGGUUUAAUCCUCUUACGCAAGGGGUCAUAUGUAUCGUACACGUUUCUGGCCACAAGCUUCAAAAUCCUGAACGUCGUAAUCUGAUUGGCUAUCCACACUUCCAGAGGUAAACAAACCUACGGAUACAGGAGACUCGCUGAGGUUUUCCGGUCACGAUCUCGUCACUCGAUUGAAAAUAGUUCAAAGUUCAUGACAUCGUGGCUUUUAAAAAAAAAAAAAAAAAAGAAAAAGUUUUUUGUUGUUUUUUUUUUCUUUGAGUAAACAAGAUGCGUCCGUAUGUUUGCAGACAGGCUCAGAGGAAAGAAUCUGUGGCAGUUCCGUUCUGUACUCUCAGUCCAAAUGGAUGUUGGCCCAGAAGUGCAAAACACGUCAACAGACUAAAUACACGAACGCGAAACAAAAACCACUGCGAGAGCAAAACCAGAAAACACGAGCGCAAAUCCGAAAUCGCAACGGAUCCCGGAAAGCGACCGAUCAGGACGGGCGAACGGCAAAUUCGGGAAGCGCAACAGAAAAUAGGAAGACACGACGUCAAGCCGAUAACACUGGAGCAAGUUCAGGAAAUGCUGACGGCAAAGUCAGAAUAGAGUUCAGCAAAUCAAAAAUGCAACAGAAAUGUUGAAAACGAAAACACGCCGGAAAUCCAGACAACCCGACAGGAAAUAACAGAAAACCAAACGUCACACCAGAAAACGCAACGGCACAUUCGGAAAUGGUAAAAUGGCGCGCUUAUGUAGCGCUUUUAUCCAGAGCGCUUUACACUGUGUCUCAUUCAGCCAUUCACACACACACACACACACACACACCAGCGGUAGCAGAGCUGCCACGCAAGGCACUAACUUGCCAUCGGGAGCAACUUGGGGUUCAGUGUCUUGCCCGAGGACACUUCGGCAUGUGGAGUCACGUGGGCCGGGAAUCGAACCUCCAACAAUACGAUUAGUGGAUGACCCGCUCUACCACCUGAGUCACAGCCGCACACGUUCUGAAACAAAUUCAGAAAACGUAACAGAUUAUUCAGAAAACGUAAAAUUAUUCAGAAAACGUAAAAUUAUUCAGAAAACGUAAAAUUAUUCAGAAAACGUAACAGAUUAUUCAGAAAACGUAACAGAUUAUUCAGAAAACGUAACAGAUUAUUCAGAAAACGUAACAGAUUAUUCAGAAAACGUAAAAUUAUUCAGAAAACGUAACAGAUUAUUCAGAAAACGUAAAAUUAUUCAGAAAACGCAACAACGAAUUCAGAAAACACAACAAAUUAUUCAGAAAACGUAAAAUUAUUCAGAAAACACAACAAAUUAUUCAGAAAACGUAAAAUUAUUCAGAAAACGCAAAGCACGUGAUGUUCAGUAAGGACCUCCGCUUUCCACUUUGCCUCGAUGUUGAUACGGCCCUGAGUUUGCUGUCGCGUCUUUGGUUUGUUAGCGCGGUUUGCACUCUCACCGGCGCACGAAUGAACUCUCUACUUCAUAACGUUGUUUUUUUCCUCAUAUGUUCUCAUCGUGUCAGUCAUUUCAACCCAAACGUCGGCGGAAUCCACGCUGUCAGACGGUGAUGUUAACACUGUGUGCGCUGAAAUGCAGCCGACAAGCCGGUGUUUCUUCGCUCUGCUAGAGGAAAUAUCAGGUGCUGUGAGGAGAGUUAGCUAGUGAAGUUAGCUAGCUAGUGAGCAGCAGGCAAGAUUGAGCAAAUAAUGAGGCAACAUGUGUAAUUAAUACACAGCACAGCUUUCUCGCACUUUGUUCUGACCCACGCUUCCCAGGGUCUCAAAUCUGCUUGGUUAGAGUUCCCACAAUUUAUGACCCGCUACCAGAACCUUUCGCGUUUAAGUGACGAACCUUUAUUUUUUAUUUUUUUUUUUUUUUCUGCUCGCUCGUUCAGUUUGUUCGCUGAUUUAAUUACUGGAAAUUCCCUCAUCAUUACUGGUGUCUUAUCUCACCACUAAUCACCACUUGACAAUACUGGUCAUAUUAUAUUUAGCAUCUAAUCGUUAUUUACUUUCAAAUUGAUUUCACGAUUUGGGAUAAUCAGCAGAAAAAUGUAAAUCUUCAGAAAUUAGACCUUUUAAAAAAAAAAAAAAAAAAAAAAAAAAAAGGCGGUGAGCGAUGUGACCGAACUAUCAUCGCGAAAGCCGAGGACGUUUCUACGAUACGCGAUGUGUACCGCGAUAUAUAACUUGGCUGACGGACUGUCCGUAGUAAAUUAAACACAAGAAUUUUCUUCAAUGCCUGCGAAUACAAAGAAGAUUAAGUUUUAUUAAAAAACGUAAAGAAAAAAUACGUCACCGUACCAACGAUAUCUCAGACGAGUGUAUCGCGUAAUCAUUCAUCACGAUAUCGAUAUUAUAUCGAUAUAUCGCCCAGCCCUAUCUCGAUAUCAGAUGAUUACGAGAGGAUCCCUGAUGCUGUAAACAUGCUGCUCGAGGCAAAUCAGAGGCGCUCCAAUGGUUCUGUGUUAAAGCAGGAACCCCACAGGGGAGAUUGGAUGCCGUCCAGGUCUUAUUUCCAGGCGUCCUGAUGUUUCGUCCUCCAUUAAAGGCCACAGUCUAAUAAAUAAAUGAAUAAAUAACUAAAAGCCACGGAGACCGUGUGUUAUGUAGGAAGGUGGAAAUGCAGCGUUCCGGUUCUCUCUGUUGAAUCUGAUGGCUGAAGAAAUGGACUGAUUUUUUUUUUUUUUUUUUUUUUUCUCAAGACAUUCCUUUUCGGUAUCGUUUGAAAAUAUAUAUAUAUUAUGAUGAUAAUAAUUGCACACCCUCGGCGCGUAUGUUGUGAUGGGCGUGAUGAAUCAACUCCGUUUGAUAAAAGCCGACCUCGUUUCAGACUCGAACACCAAGCAAUACGCAGAUUCCAGAGAGAUGGACACUUCUCCUCAAACAGACGUUUCAUAUCUCGUUAAGUAUCGUUUCAUUCGGUGUGUUCGCGAGUGGACGUGGCGAAAUGAUUAUAAUGAUUUUCAUUUGAUGUUUCUUUUGGAGUACUGAAUGUUCUAUUAAAUUUCGUUUGAUGCUCUACA
Ictalurus punctatus (channel catfish) is the source of this 5287-nucleotide messenger RNA. RefSeq names its product cyclin Y (gene ccny). Gene Ontology annotation, cellular component: plasma membrane; cytoplasmic cyclin-dependent protein kinase holoenzyme complex. The coding region runs from base 577 to 1626 and encodes 349 amino acids. Gene Ontology annotation, molecular function: cyclin-dependent protein serine/threonine kinase activator activity; protein kinase binding. Lineage: Eukaryota; Metazoa; Chordata; Actinopteri; Siluriformes; Ictaluridae. The transcript is spliced from 11 exons. Gene Ontology annotation, biological process: regulation of canonical Wnt signaling pathway; regulation of cyclin-dependent protein serine/threonine kinase activity. The record is from RefSeq and is a predicted model, not a curated record.